Messenger RNA from Nannizzia gypsea CBS 118893, 2085 nucleotides. RefSeq names its product peptidase S41 family protein. Gene Ontology annotation, molecular function: serine-type peptidase activity. Bases 1 to 2085 code for a protein of 694 amino acids. Lineage: Eukaryota; Fungi; Ascomycota; Eurotiomycetes; Onygenales; Arthrodermataceae. Gene Ontology annotation, biological process: proteolysis. The record is from RefSeq and is a predicted model, not a curated record. The transcript is spliced from 4 exons.
AUGGUCCGAGUCGACAAGGCCGUCAUUGGCCUUUUGCUUUCUUCCAGCGGUCUUGCGUCUGCUGCCACGGAGCCAUGCGCCCAGGUCGCGGAGGAGCAGCAGAAGCAGAAGGCGGGGAACCCAAACGCUCCCAACUUUACCGUCUCUGCAGAGCUCGCGUACGCCUGUCUGACAUCGGUUCCAUUCAAGUCAAACGACUCCCUGCAGUUAAUUGACGGUUUGAAGUAUUUCUGGGACUGGCAGACAACCAAGGAUUUCCUGAAGAAUCCACCACAAGGCUACGCCGUUCCCGGCACUGAUCUUGAGGGAGGACUUGCAAAGAUCCGCCAAAAGGCAGCUAACAAUGGCUACAAGAAUGAGUUCGAAUUCCAGUUCGAGCUAGAUGCACUUGUGAGAACUGUGCAUGAUGGCCACUUUAAUUUGGCAAUGGAUCUUAUCACCACAUUUGCCUUCACUCGCUCUGACAUUGGUUCGCUGGUGUCUCUUUCUAAUGACGGAAAGGACUUGCCUAAGAUCUACUCUCUGAAUGACCUCCAAGGUCGAUCGAUGAACGCAUCAGCUCUCAAAACCAUUGACGGCCAGGAUGCCACUGAGUGGAUGAAAAAGUUCUCCUUCAGCGGAUUCUUCCAGGAUCCUGAUGCCCUUUACAACGGCAUGCUCUUCAACCUUCCACUCACCAGGGUCAGCGGUACCGGUGGAUUCUUCACAAGCCGCGGUCUCUACACAGGCACCGGGAUGAGCGUUACCUUUGAGAACGGAACCACCAAACAGUUUGGUCAUACCGCUACUUCCACUGCUGACUUCUCCGGAGUCAAGGAUGGCCGUGGUUUCUACGAGAAAUUCUGCACCGGCAAGCAAUCAGCUACUGUUGCCGCUCUAAGGGAUUACGAGUACACUGCGCUCCGAGAUCACCGCUUCCUCACUGCCAGCCCAAUCUCUUCGCCACCAUUCCCCUUGGCUCAGCGUACCGUUCCUCCAGUAACUCCCCUGCGAGAAUCCAAGGAUGGUGCCGCUGCUGGUUACUUCCUAGAAGGCAAGGACUCCAAGGUGGCCGUGCUUAACCUUCGAUCCUUUGUUGGCGCUGCUGAUAACAACGAUCCCUUGUGGGACUUCAGCUACACCGUCACUAAGUUCUUGGAAGACUGUAGGAAGGCGGGUAAGGAGAAGCUGAUUGUUGAUGUUAGCGGUAAUAGGGGUGGUACCAUCUUCCUAGGCUACGAUACUUUCAAGCAGCUCCUCCCAAGAGGCAAGAUUGAAACCCCCUUCAACCUCCGUGCUAUUGAGCAGUUCGACAUCAUUGGGACUAAGGUCAACUACCUCCUCAAGCAUCCCCGCGACCCCAAGGCCCCAGCCGCCGAGGAGAUGCGAGACGAUAUCUUUGAUACCAACUCCUACGUUGACCCUAAUGGCAGGAAGUACCGAUCUUGGGACUCCUACUUUGGCCCAGAGACCGUUGAGGCUGGCAACUUUAGCCGCCUUGCUAUCUGGGACUUCCACAAUAUCCCUAUGUCACUCAAGGCCGGCGGUCUUGUUGUCUCUGGUUAUGGCAACCGCAGCCAUAUUGCCCCCCAGGCAUUUAAGAAGGAGAAUAUUGUCCUUGUCACUGAUGGUAUCUGUGCGUCUACUUGUGCUAUAUUCUCCGAUCUGAUGAACCGUAACGGUAUCAAGUCUAUUGCCGUAGGUGGACAGCCUCGAACGGGCCGCAUGCAGGCUGUUGGUGGUGUCAAAGGCACCCAGGUCCUUACUUUCCGUGAGCUCUGGAGUAUUGCUGAGCUGGUUAUUAAGAAGUAUUCUACCCCCCGCGAGCAGCAUGAGUUGGAGAAGACCCAGCUCGGCGAGAUGUACAAUAAGGGCAAGUAUGUGCUGUCCCGCCUGCUUAAUAGCGGAGCUGGUGGCCGUGUUAAUUACCGCAACGCCGUCUUCACCAGUGAUAGGAAGCGAGUGCCUCGCCAGUUUGUCUACGAGCCUGCCCACUGCAGGAUGUUCCUGACCAAGGACGCCCUUCUUGACGUCAAGCGCUGGUGGGGAGGUGUUGCAAACUCUUGGUGGGGCGACAAAGGCCGAUGUAUCGAGGGAUCUACCUAG